AUGGGUUCUGAUCUCGUAGUAUGGGUUGUCAUUGAAACACACCUGGUUCAACUGGCAUCUCCUUUCAACCAGGUCAGGAUAUGGCUAUUAGGCAGGUGGGAUGGCAAGGGUGACGACGGACAGAAUGGCAGUAUGGGUCUGGUGACUCCUGAUGAUGAUCCGGUAGCAGCUCAAACAGGUCAUGAAGUAAUUUUAGUUGAUGUGAUAUCAUCAGUUCUUGGUCUCUUUGCAGCUUCAUAUAUGUCAGUAUCAGAAUCACUCUGUAUCUGUAAAGUUCAUCAUCAGCUAUAUACUUGCAACGAUUUAAUACUUAAACAUGGAACAGCAUUGCAACGUUCUCUUUCAGAAUUAGAACAAUUAGAAAACUUUACAGAUACAGCUGGAAAAUUUAAAGCAGUAAAUGAAAGAGCCACACUUUUUCGAAUAACUUCAAAUGCUAUGAUUAAUGCUUGCAAUGAAUAUUUACAAUUAGCUCAAACACAAGGAAGAAAAUGGCAAAAAAUGUUGCAACAUGAACAUGAACAACGUUUAAGGUUAGAGGACAUGGUAGAACAACUUGCUAAACAACAUUCACAUUUAGAAAGAGCUGCGAAGGAAGCAGCUGCUACUUCAGGUGUAAAUUCUCCAGAAGAUGAUGAAGAGUAUGAAAUGAUGCCUGCUCAACCUGAUAAAAAUGAACUGCAAACUGUUCUGAAAGUUUUAAGUACUAAAUUGGAAGACCUUAAUACUUGCAACGAUUUAAUACUUAAACAUGGAACAGCAUUGCAACGUUCUCUUUCAGAAUUAGAACAAUUAGAAAACUUUACAGAUACAGCUGGAAAAUUUAAAGCAGUAAAUGAAAGAGCCACACUUUUUCGAAUAACUUCAAAUGCUAUGAUUAAUGCUUGCAAUGAAUAUUUACAAUUAGCUCAAACACAAGGAAGAAAAUGGCAAAAAAUGUUGCAACAUGAACAUGAACAACGUUUAAGGUUAGAGGACAUGGUAGAACAACUUGCUAAACAACAUUCACAUUUAGAAAGAGCUGCGAAGGAAGCAGCUGCUACUUCAGGUGUAAAUUCUCCAGAAGAUGAUGAAGAGUAUGAAAUGAUGCCUGCUCAACCUGAUAAAAAUGAACUGCAAACUGUUCUGAAAGUUUUAAGUACUAAAUUGGAAGACCUUAAUACUUGCAACGAUUUAAUACUUAAACAUGGAACAGCAUUGCAACGUUCUCUUUCAGAAUUAGAACAAUUAGAAAACUUUACAGAUACAGCUGGAAAAUUUAAAGCAGUAAAUGAAAGAGCCACACUUUUUCGAAUAACUUCAAAUGCUAUGAUUAAUGCUUGCAAUGAAUAUUUACAAUUAGCUCAAACACAAGGAAGAAAAUGGCAAAAAAUGUUGCAACAUGAACAUGAACAACGUUUAAGGUUAGAGGACAUGGUAGAACAACUUGCUAAACAACAUUCACAUUUAGAAAGAGCUGCGAAGGAAGCAGCUGCUACUUCAGGUGUAAAUUCUCCAGAAGAUGAUGAAGAGUAUGAAAUGAUGCCUGCUCAACCUGAUAAAAAUGAACUGCAAACUGUUCUGAAAGUUUUAAGUACUAAAUUGGAAGACCUUAAUACUUGCAACGAUUUAAUACUUAAACAUGGAACAGCAUUGCAACGUUCUCUUUCAGAAUUAGAACAAUUAGAAAACUUUACAGAUACAGCUGGAAAAUUUAAAGCAGUAAAUGAAAGAGCCACACUUUUUCGAAUAACUUCAAAUGCUAUGAUUAAUGCUUGCAAUGAAUAUUUACAAUUAGCUCAAACACAAGGAAGAAAAUGGCAAAAAAUGUUGCAACAUGAACAUGAACAACGUUUAAGGUUAGAGGACAUGGUAGAACAACUUGCUAAACAACAUUCACAUUUAGAAAGAGCUGCGAAGGAAGCAGCUGCUACUUCAGGUGUAAAUUCUCCAGAAGAUGAUGAAGAGUAUGAAAUGAUGCCUGCUCAACCUGAUAAAAAUGAACUGCAAACUGUUCUGAAAGUUUUAAGUACUAAAUUGGAAGACCUUAAUACUUGCAACGAUUUAAUACUUAAACAUGGAACAGCAUUGCAACGUUCUCUUUCAGAAUUAGAACAAUUAGAAAACUUUACAGAUACAGCUGGAAAAUUUAAAGCAGUAAAUGAAAGAGCCACACUUUUUCGAAUAACUUCAAAUGCUAUGAUUAAUGCUUGCAAUGAAUAUUUACAAUUAGCUCAAACACAAGGAAGAAAAUGGCAAAAAAUGUUGCAACAUGAACAUGAACAACGUUUAAGGUUAGAGGACAUGGUAGAACAACUUGCUAAACAACAUUCACAUUUAGAAAGAGCUGCGAAGGAAGCAGCUGCUACUUCAGGUGUAAAUUCUCCAGAAGAUGAUGAAGAGUAUGAAAUGAUGCCUGCUCAACCUGAUAAAAAUGAACUGCAAACUGUUCUGAAAGUUUUAAGUACUAAAUUGGAAGACCUUAAUACUUGCAACGAUUUAAUACUUAAACAUGGAACAGCAUUGCAACGUUCUCUUUCAGAAUUAGAACAAUUAGAAAACUUUACAGAUACAGCUGGAAAAUUUAAAGCAGUAAAUGAAAGAGCCACACUUUUUCGAAUAACUUCAAAUGCUAUGAUUAAUGCUUGCAAUGAAUAUUUACAAUUAGCUCAAACACAAGGAAGAAAAUGGCAAAAAAUGUUGCAACAUGAACAUGAACAACGUUUAAGGUUAGAGGACAUGGUAGAACAACUUGCUAAACAACAUUCACAUUUAGAAAGAGCUGCGAAGGAAGCAGCUGCUACUUCAGGUGUAAAUUCUCCAGAAGAUGAUGAAGAGUAUGAAAUGAUGCCUGCUCAACCUGAUAAAAAUGAACUGCAAACUGUUCUGAAAGUUUUAAGUACUAAAUUGGAAGACCUUAAUACUUGCAACGAUUUAAUACUUAAACAUGGAACAGCAUUGCAACGUUCUCUUUCAGAAUUAGAACAAUUAGAAAACUUUACAGAUACAGCUGGAAAAUUUAAAGCAGUAAAUGAAAGAGCCACACUUUUUCGAAUAACUUCAAAUGCUAUGAUUAAUGCUUGCAAUGAAUAUUUACAAUUAGCUCAAACACAAGGAAGAAAAUGGCAAAAAAUGUUGCAACAUGAACAUGAACAACGUUUAAGGUUAGAGGACAUGGUAGAACAACUUGCUAAACAACAUUCACAUUUAGAAAGAGCUGCGAAGGAAGCAGCUGCUACUUCAGGUGUAAAUUCUCCAGAAGAUGAUGAAGAGUAUGAAAUGAUGCCUGCUCAACCUGAUAAAAAUGAACUGCAAACUGUUCUGAAAGUUUUAAGUACUAAAUUGGAAGACCUUAAUACUUGCAACGAUUUAAUACUUAAACAUGGAACAGCAUUGCAACGUUCUCUUUCAGAAUUAGAACAAUUAGAAAACUUUACAGAUACAGCUGGAAAAUUUAAAGCAGUAAAUGAAAGAGCCACACUUUUUCGAAUAACUUCAAAUGCUAUGAUUAAUGCUUGCAAUGAAUAUUUACAAUUAGCUCAAACACAAGGAAGAAAAUGGCAAAAAAUGUUGCAACAUGAACAUGAACAACGUUUAAGGUUAGAGGACAUGGUAGAACAACUUGCUAAACAACAUUCACAUUUAGAAAGAGCUGCGAAGGAAGCAGCUGCUACUUCAGGUGUAAAUUCUCCAGAAGAUGAUGAAGAGUAUGAAAUGAUGCCUGCUCAACCUGAUAAAAAUGAACUGCAAACUGUUCUGAAAGUUUUAAGUACUAAAUUGGAAGACCUUAAUACUUGCAACGAUUUAAUACUUAAACAUGGAACAGCAUUGCAACGUUCUCUUUCAGAAUUAGAACAAUUAGAAAACUUUACAGAUACAGCUGGAAAAUUUAAAGCAGUAAAUGAAAGAGCCACACUUUUUCGAAUAACUUCAAAUGCUAUGAUUAAUGCUUGCAAUGAAUAUUUACAAUUAGCUCAAACACAAGGAAGAAAAUGGCAAAAAAUGUUGCAACAUGAACAUGAACAACGUUUAAGGUUAGAGGACAUGGUAGAACAACUUGCUAAACAACAUUCACAUUUAGAAAGAGCUGCGAAGGAAGCAGCUGCUACUUCAGGUGUAAAUUCUCCAGAAGAUGAUGAAGAGUAUGAAAUGAUGCCUGCUCAACCUGAUAAAAAUGAACUGCAAACUGUUCUGAAAGUUUUAAGUACUAAAUUGGAAGACCUUAAUACUUGCAACGAUUUAAUACUUAAACAUGGAACAGCAUUGCAACGUUCUCUUUCAGAAUUAGAACAAUUAGAAAACUUUACAGAUACAGCUGGAAAAUUUAAAGCAGUAAAUGAAAGAGCCACACUUUUUCGAAUAACUUCAAAUGCUAUGAUUAAUGCUUGCAAUGAAUAUUUACAAUUAGCUCAAACACAAGGAAGAAAAUGGCAAAAAAUGUUGCAACAUGAACAUGAACAACGUUUAAGGUUAGAGGACAUGGUAGAACAACUUGCUAAACAACAUUCACAUUUAGAAAGAGCUGCGAAGGAAGCAGCUGCUACUUCAGGUGUAAAUUCUCCAGAAGAUGAUGAAGAGUAUGAAAUGAUGCCUGCUCAACCUGAUAAAAAUGAACUGCAAACUGUUCUGAAAGUUUUAAGUACUAAAUUGGAAGACCUUAAUACUUGCAACGAUUUAAUACUUAAACAUGGAACAGCAUUGCAACGUUCUCUUUCAGAAUUAGAACAAUUAGAAAACUUUACAGAUACAGCUGGAAAAUUUAAAGCAGUAAAUGAAAGAGCCACACUUUUUCGAAUAACUUCAAAUGCUAUGAUUAAUGCUUGCAAUGAAUAUUUACAAUUAGCUCAAACACAAGGAAGAAAAUGGCAAAAAAUGUUGCAACAUGAACAUGAACAACGUUUAAGGUUAGAGGACAUGGUAGAACAACUUGCUAAACAACAUUCACAUUUAGAAAGAGCUGCGAAGGAAGCAGCUGCUACUUCAGGUGUAAAUUCUCCAGAAGAUGAUGAAGAGUAUGAAAUGAUGCCUGCUCAACCUGAUAAAAAUGAACUGCAAACUGUUCUGAAAGUUUUAAGUACUAAAUUGGAAGACCUUAAUACUUGCAACGAUUUAAUACUUAAACAUGGAACAGCAUUGCAACGUUCUCUUUCAGAAUUAGAACAAUUAGAAAACUUUACAGAUACAGCUGGAAAAUUUAAAGCAGUAAAUGAAAGAGCCACACUUUUUCGAAUAACUUCAAAUGCUAUGAUUAAUGCUUGCAAUGAAUAUUUACAAUUAGCUCAAACACAAGGAAGAAAAUGGCAAAAAAUGUUGCAACAUGAACAUGAACAACGUUUAAGGUUAGAGGACAUGGUAGAACAACUUGCUAAACAACAUUCACAUUUAGAAAGAGCUGCGAAGGAAGCAGCUGCUACUUCAGGUGUAAAUUCUCCAGAAGAUGAUGAAGAGUAUGAAAUGAUGCCUGCUCAACCUGAUAAAAAUGAACUGCAAACUGUUCUGAAAGUUUUAAGUACUAAAUUGGAAGACCUUAAUACUUGCAACGAUUUAAUACUUAAACAUGGAACAGCAUUGCAACGUUCUCUUUCAGAAUUAGAACAAUUAGAAAACUUUACAGAUACAGCUGGAAAAUUUAAAGCAGUAAAUGAAAGAGCCACACUUUUUCGAAUAACUUCAAAUGCUAUGAUUAAUGCUUGCAAUGAAUAUUUACAAUUAGCUCAAACACAAGGAAGAAAAUGGCAAAAAAUGUUGCAACAUGAACAUGAACAACGUUUAAGGUUAGAGGACAUGGUAGAACAACUUGCUAAACAACAUUCACAUUUAGAAAGAGCUGCGAAGGAAGCAGCUGCUACUUCAGGUGUAAAUUCUCCAGAAGAUGAUGAAGAGUAUGAAAUGAUGCCUGCUCAACCUGAUAAAAAUGAACUGCAAACUGUUCUGAAAGUUUUAAGUACUAAAUUGGAAGACCUUAAUACUUGCAACGAUUUAAUACUUAAACAUGGAACAGCAUUGCAACGUUCUCUUUCAGAAUUAGAACAAUUAGAAAACUUUACAGAUACAGCUGGAAAAUUUAAAGCAGUAAAUGAAAGAGCCACACUUUUUCGAAUAACUUCAAAUGCUAUGAUUAAUGCUUGCAAUGAAUAUUUACAAUUAGCUCAAACACAAGGAAGAAAAUGGCAAAAAAUGUUGCAACAUGAACAUGAACAACGUUUAAGGUUAGAGGACAUGGUAGAACAACUUGCUAAACAACAUUCACAUUUAGAAAGAGCUGCGAAGGAAGCAGCUGCUACUUCAGGUGUAAAUUCUCCAGAAGAUGAUGAAGAGUAUGAAAUGAUGCCUGCUCAACCUGAUAAAAAUGAACUGCAAACUGUUCUGAAAGUUUUAANGUGCCAGUAA
Molecule: messenger RNA, 6369 nt
Organism: Centruroides sculpturatus (bark scorpion)
Lineage: Eukaryota; Metazoa; Arthropoda; Arachnida; Scorpiones; Buthidae
Exons: 4
Coding region: 1-6369 (2122 amino acids)
Source: RefSeq, a predicted model, not a curated record